Orbicella faveolata is the source of this 934-nucleotide messenger RNA. Its product is annotated as lactadherin-like. The record is from RefSeq and is a predicted model, not a curated record. Lineage: Eukaryota; Metazoa; Cnidaria; Anthozoa; Scleractinia; Merulinidae.
GCCAAGAAUUGCGACAAAAAAGGUUUUUUUUAUGAAUUUCCAAUUUACUGAUUUGGCAAUGCAUAUUCUUCGUUUCUUGUCAGGUGUUAUGUUUCCCAAGUUCAUCAUGACAGUGUUGUUUGUGAUUCUCAGUCACCCUCCGAUGCAAGUCACUCUGGCCUCUGUCAUGCAGUGCAAAGACGUAACCCGCUCCAUUCCAGAUCGUGUUUUAGCAGGUCACGUGUUUCUUACCAAACCAGCUCCAGGUAUUGCAACUUGCGUGAUGCUGUGCGACGAGCAUCGUCCCUUGUGUGAAAGCAUAAACUAUUACCAGAAUACAAAGGUUUGUGAAUUAAAUAACAAGACAGCAGAUUCUAACCCAAAGGACAUCAAGGAUCAUGAAUGGGCAAUCUACAUGACCAACGGGGUGCGACUCCUCUCUUGUAAUGACUUAGACUUCCAAUGUGGAGGACAGACAGACAUCUGUCAAAUUAAGCCGAGCGGCAACAAGUGCAAAGAUUGCGCCGAGCCUUUAGGUAUGGAAAAUGGAAAGAUUCCAGAUUCUGCCCUAACUGCAUCGUCUUUCACUCGUAAUGGCCUUGAUCCCCGAUACGCCCGCUUACACUCAGCUACUUCGUGGUCUGCAGGCAUCAAUAAUCGUAGCCAGUGGCUGCAAGUUGACCUUGGAAUGGAGACAGCAAUCAAGAAAAUAGCUACUCAGUCAAAGCAUGACUCCUUGCAUAGGGUGACAACUUAUGAAAUUUUGUCUCUUGGUGAUGGAGGAGAAUGGGAGCCAUACCUGGAGAACAACUCCGUGAAAGUGAGUCCUAAAUUUAUGAAGGACUCGUGGCACAUAUUAAUCUAGUAAAUGACCUAAAUCCCGGUCAUGAUAAGUUUAGCCACUUCAUCUACUGGUCUACCGAAGAUUUUGUCGCUUCCAUCUAUCUGAAUCUAA